This is a messenger RNA of Oryctolagus cuniculus (rabbit), 1290 nucleotides long. RefSeq names its product dehydrogenase/reductase (SDR family) member 4 (gene DHRS4). Gene Ontology annotation, molecular function: carbonyl reductase (NADPH) activity. Gene Ontology annotation, cellular component: peroxisome. Gene Ontology annotation, biological process: retinal metabolic process. The record is from RefSeq and is marked provisional. Lineage: Eukaryota; Metazoa; Chordata; Mammalia; Lagomorpha; Leporidae.
GUGCAGCCUAGCCCUGCUGGCCGAGCCAUGCAUAAAGCGCGAGUACUGCUGGGUGGCUGUACCCGGACGUGGAAGGCGGUGCAUAUGGCCAGCUCUGGGGUGACCCGCCGGGACCCGCUCGCGAAUAAGGUGGCCAUCGUAACGGCCUCCACCGACGGGAUCGGCUUGGCCAUCGCCCGGCGUCUGGCCCAGGAUGGGGCCCACGUGGUCAUCAGCAGCCGGAAGCAACAGAACGUGGACCGGGCGGUGGCUGCACUGCAGGCCGAGGGGCUGAGUGUGACGGGCACCGUGUGCCACGUGGGGAAGGCCGAGGAUCGGGAACGGCUGGUGGCCACGGCCCUGAACCUCCACGGAGGCAUUGAUAUCCUGGUCUCCAAUGCUGCAGUCAACCCCUUCUUUGGAAAGCUAAUGGAUGUCACCGAGGAGGUGUGGGACAAGAUUCUGGACAUUAACGUGAAGGCCAUGGCCCUGAUGACAAAGGCGGUGGUGCCAGAGAUGGAGAAACGAGGAGGCGGCUCCGUGGUGAUCGUGGCCUCCAUAGCAGCCUUCAAUCCAUUCAGUGGCCUGGGCCCUUAUAAUGUUAGUAAAACAGCCUUGGUGGGCCUUACCAAGAACCUGGCCCUGGAGCUGGCUGCCCAGAACAUCCGGGUGAACUGCCUGGCACCGGGACUCAUCAAGACCAGCUUCAGUAAGGCGUUGUGGGAGGACAAGGCACAAGAGGAAAACAUCAUACAAAAGUUGAGGAUAAGAAGGUUAGGCAAACCAGAGGAAUGUGCGGGCAUCGUGUCUUUCCUGUGCUCCGAAGACGCCAGCUACAUCACUGGGGAGACAGUGGUGGUGGCUGGAGGAGCACCAUCCCGCCUCUGAGGACUUGGCACCGACUCCCUGCCACCCGCCCCAAGCGGCAGGUGGCAGCCUUCAUCAGCUGGCCUGCCCCACCUCUGCUUUGAAUCAUACAGCUCACCGCACACACAAGCAGCUCUGACCCGUGCAGGGGUCCAGCCGCCCCUGCGGCCAGGCUGUUGUCUGAUGAGGAUUCCCCCUGUUGCUGCGCCUGGAAUAAGGUUUCCUGCCCCCUGGAACUCCGCGCAAGCCUGCCCGAGGAGGCCGAGUCCUCCUUGGCAAGGACCAACAGAGCUUUUUCUUUUUCUUUUCUUUUCUUCUUUUCCUGGGCCUCUGGGGGAAUGUGAGGGGCUGUGAAAGAGAAGGAACCCGGAGUGGAAGGAGCAUGGAAUUUCACAAGUUGCAAAUGACGUGCAAAUAAAACGCAGAUGAUCGCUUUGCUUUGAA